Messenger RNA from Ruditapes philippinarum (Manila clam), 2892 nucleotides. RefSeq names its product neuronal calcium sensor 1-like. Gene Ontology annotation, molecular function: calcium sensitive guanylate cyclase activator activity; calcium ion binding. Lineage: Eukaryota; Metazoa; Mollusca; Bivalvia; Venerida; Veneridae. The coding region runs from base 286 to 867 and encodes 193 amino acids. The record is from RefSeq and is a predicted model, not a curated record. The transcript is spliced from 9 exons.
UUGGAAAAUUGUCUUCAAAACUAUGUUUUACAAAGUGUUUGAAUAAUAUGAUUUCAAGUGAUUCUAACGUAUUCUAUUUCUUAGUUUGAAAACAAAAUCUAUUGUGAACAAAAGUUGAUUGCUAGUUCAUAAAACGUAACAUUCUGAUGUUUUAUGUAAAACAUAACUAUUUUUGAGAACUGAACAAAGUUGGAAUAAUCUGUUAUUUAUUCAAGUGAAGGAAUUCUAUUUAUAUUUUACUCAUACUGUUUGGAUAACAUGUGCUAGUUCCACAAAGGAAAGACGAUGGGAAAGAGGAACAGUAAGCUAAAAGCAGACGACAUAGAAGACCUAAAGAAUUCAACAUACUUUACGGAAGAAGAAAUACACCAAUGGUAUAAAGGUUUUAUGAAAGACUGUCCAGACGGUAAACUUACGCUAGAGGGCUUUACUAAAAUAUACAAACAGUUCUUUCCAUUUGGUGACCCAAGUAGAUUUGCAACAUUUGUGUUCAACGUCUUUGACAAAAACCAUGAUGGUUAUAUUGAAUUCCAUGAAUUUCUCCAAGCUUUGUCUGUGACUUCAAGGGGAAACGUAGAGGAAAAACUUCAAUGGGCAUUCCGGUUGUAUGAUUUAGACAGCGAUGGGUUUAUUACUAAAGAUGAACUCCGAGACAUUGUAGAAUCUAUCUACAAAAUGGUGGGAAAUGCAGUGAAACUUCCGGAGGAAGAAAACACACCAGAUAAGAGAGUGAACCGAAUAUUUGACGUUAUGGAUAAGAAUCAUGACGAUAAGUUAACAUUUGAUGAAUUCCUUGAAGGGUCAAAAAAAGACCCAACAAUUAUACAAGCUUUAACAAUUUACGAUGGCUCACAUGUAACAACGUGAGAAGAACACACUCAAACAUCAAACAAAACAUUACUUUUGAACAAAAACAAAACGAAACUGCUAGAAACGUGUCUGUGUUGUUUUCUUUGCAAUGAGGAGGAAUUAAAUUUGAAUUUUGACCUUUGCUUGGCACACUAAACGACUGGGUCCAUUUCGGCUUUCACGAAUGUAUGUAAACAUGUAUGUAAACAGCUUUCAGGCAAGGAGAUGUUAAAGUUGAGCAUUUUGUUCAUCGUGUAUAUAUAAACUGUGAAAUCAUUGCUCAGUGUUUUUUAUUGGAUACUUUUUAUCUAAUUGCACUGUUUAUCUCGAAAUGUUGAUUUCCUUGAAAUUCGCUAUUAUUUUUAAUGUUUUAAGAUAAUAUUUACUGGUGAACUUUAAGUUAUUUCUAUAAAAGAUAGCAAAAGCCGUGUUUUGUUGAAUAUAUAUUUUAGUUGUUUUGAAUAACAACUGUAGCAUUUGUAUGGCGAUAAAAAUAAAUGUAAUGACUAUUUAUUUUAAUGCUGUCAGGAAAGCCAAGUUAUUUUUUUUUAAUCUAUAUCACUUUUUGUUUUUUAAAUUUAACACGCUACAAAAUACAAAUAAUGUUUGUAUUGUGAGUAUGCAAUUUAUGCACUUUAAUAUGAUAUUCAAGGAGGAAAAUAUUGUCAAUAUGUCAUAACAGCUUUCGGCCGAAUUAGUUUCUUCAUUGAGUCUAUUUAAGUUCAUUCCUCCUUUACUUUUUACUAGCUUUAUGGUUUGUUUAUAAUUUGAAUACGCAUUUUUUAGUUGGACAAUGUGCAUAGAAAUGAUGCAGAUAAUACUUGUAAAUAAUAUUUAAGUUAUCUCUUGCAAAUCAACGUACCACUUUUGUUUUGGCAAUUCUUAAUAUAUGUAAUUUUAACAUGCCGUUACUCAACAAUUCAACAUAGUUUAUUGAUUUGAAUUAACCCAAUAAACUUGUGUAAAUGAAUUGAAAUUUGAAAACUCUACAAAAUAUUCAAUAACUCUGUUUCAUAUUUUAAGAUAUGACCUAGUUCAAUAAAUCAGUUGAUCUUCACAAUUAAUCAUAAUUAUUCAUUUAAUUCAAUAAAAGCUCUCAUUUCCAAUUUAAUCUAUAGUUCGCCAAAAAUCGUUUAUAAAACAUUUUUUUCAAUAAAUCUUGAACUAACUUGAAAUCAUUGCAAAACCAAAAUUUGUUUUGAAAACUUUUAUUUUUGUGAUUUUCGAAAACCAAAAAACCAAAUGCAAGUAUUAAAAUUAUGAUAUAAAGAACAAUGCAUAUACUUUACUAGCAUAAGUCUGCUUAUUCAUUAAAGAUGUAAGUAAAUAGAAGUAAUUUUAAAAAAACAACAACAUGUUUAAUUAUUUUUUUUAAUGUUUUAUGUGACAAUAAAAAUGCUUCAAGUUCAUACAUUUUUAAAAGUGAUUUCUAAAUAAGCAUUGUUCAAGUUUAUUUAAUGCAUAAUGUGUGCAAACAAAGUAAGCAAAUUACUAUAAGAUGUAUUUGUAAGUCAUUUGUUAUGAAAGGCAGUUUUGUUGCUGACUUUUGUGUUAUUUUAUAUUCUUAUUAUAGCCUGCUUUAUUUGCAUUAUAGCGAAUCUUUAAGGGUCUGAAUUGUUUAAGAAAUUGCCUUAAAUUGCAACAUCGUCUGUUAUGGUUUAUAUAAUCUAAUGUUACACUACUUCACGACAAAGAACGACAAUUUUUAAACAUCAAGAAGAGGAUUUUCGUCCAUCAAGACUGAUGGACAACGUUUUUAUCUGUUUUAUUUAAAUAAUUGAUAUCAAACUAGGCAAAUUGUUAUUUACUUGAAUUUUUUAUAUUCAAUAGAAUAAAAGUAGGAUGAUUGUUUAUACAUUAUGAAACUUUAUGAUUUAUCAAUUUCUUGAUAUUGCAUAGAUUUUACUUACACAUCACACUAUAAGUAAUAUUUUAUGAGUCAGAUUUCUUUCUUAUGCACUGCAAGACAUUUCUUUACACGAAACAGUACGCAAUUCAAACACACGAUUAACUUUUAUUGAAAAUAAAAUAUAAUAUACCUUU